AUGAAUACUGAACCACUGGAACUAGUAGACGAUGUGUUAGAGGACUUGCAACAUAACUUAAAGGAUGGCGAUGUUGAGGUCUACGAGUUCCUAGAUCUAGAAAGCCAAAGUGACUGCGAUGAGGGCUUAAAGCAGGUAGAUAAGGAGGAAGAUGUUGUUACGGAUGAAGUGGAAUACCAGCAUUCCAAACAAGUAUUUGGGACGCACAUAAAACAAGACGAGAAAACGAGUUAUCGUGGACACGAUGGGAACAAAAGCGUGGGUGUCAGAUUGGCUCGAAUCAGAAGAGAAUUGGAGGAAUUCAAGGUGCAGGAAGCAAAUUUGGCGGACGGGAAACAGUGCGAUUCGGAAGUGCUGAUUCUCAGAAACGUAGCAGAUCAAUUGGAUCAAAAACUUCAGCUCCAGACGGAGGCUCUUAAAAAACGAUUGCAAAAAGCGAAUUAUACUGAAGCAGCAGACGGAAACUAUGCAUCUCUGCCGAAUCUUUCAAUUGACUUCGAAAAUGGUCAACGUGUGAUGCAUCUGGAGGCUCGAAUGGACAGAUUGGAGCAAUUCAUAGGUAUGGGUAAUGAGCGCGGCGGGAAAUCGCUGACAACCAUGUUGAACGAGGUCUAUCGGGACAUUGGACUACUCAAACAGAAUCCAAGCCAUUUGACUGCCUUUAAAACCAAACUUUCUUCCAUCAGCGACGAGUACGAGCAGAAACUCGUCGCCAGAAAAGCCUCUGGCGAUCCAGCAUUGCAAAAGCACAUCCUGGAGACAUUGGAACCCCCAGAUCUCAAAACCAAGGGCAUUUACGACUCCUACGCUGUUUUGAGGAAAUACAAGGACGCUUUGCCGCACUUGGUCUCACGAAUGAAAACCUUGAACUCGCUCCAUAUUGAAAUCGGAGACGCCGUGGGGACCGUCAAAACAAUUGACAAAUCGCUCAACUGGGUGUCAGACCAGACCAGCAAAUGGCAACAAAUGCUGGAGCACAUGGACGCUAAGCUCAACGCCUUUGAAUCUGCUGAGGCCAAAAAUAUGCAAGAAAUUACAAAACGUCUGAACCAAGCUGAAAAAAGAAUUGAUGACUUGAAGUGA
Lachancea sp. 'fantastica' is the source of this 1083-nucleotide messenger RNA. Lineage: Eukaryota; Fungi; Ascomycota; Saccharomycetes; Saccharomycetales; Saccharomycetaceae. The record is from the annotation of a GenBank genome assembly.